UCGUUUAUGUCAGCAAGGUUCAUCCGUCGGCUCGGUCAGACAUGUUUUGCUAGACAAACGUGAAGGUUCUGUUUUGUGUCGCGCGCGCGAUAUAGCUAGUUCUCACUGUGGGGGACAGUGCUGUGUACGAGAGGAAAAGAUAGAUAAACCGAGGGGUGGAACGGGUGUGUGUGAUUCCCUGUUACUGAAUAUAUACGACGAUGGAAGGACGCGGCCGCGGUCGAGUAGCAGUAGGAGGAACCGUCGUCGCCGGGCUCAAAACCGACGGCAAGAAGUGAAUCUUGUUUGCUGCCUCUUCGUUCAGUGUGAUGCGAGGCGAAAAAGUAGCAGCGAAAAAAGUCGCGAACAGAAAAUAGAUUCAGUGCAGUGAUUUUUGAAUUCGGAGGCAAUUUCACUAAAAAUAUGAUUACGACGAGUUGUGCGUUUUCAGUUGAUUGAUUGUUAGAUGGUGUAUAGGGUGCAUACUAACCGACCGAGCAUAAUAAACGAGCAAGGUCAGCAUCGGGAGUGACCAGCGUUUGGCGAACGCGAUUCGGUAGUGGUUCGCGUUUCACAAAAUUUAAGGGACUAAAGGGAACUUUGCCGGUAGACCCUGUCUCUUAUUUGGGCCUGUAGUUUCUGUGGUUUGUUCAGUAAACGCAUAGAAGCAAUUAGAUGCCUCUGUAAAAGAAGGAAACUGAUAAAUAUAAAUAAAACGUUGCGUAAGUACAGCUCUCCUUCUCCAACCAUACGUCGCGUGUUGCCGAGUUUCGGACCGAAUUUGCAAAUUUUUUCGCUGUGAAGAGACAGACUCCCGUCUCCCCUGAAAAAGUCUGAGUAUGAACACACAAGAGUACUGUCGGGCAGCAGAGCGGAAGUAACAGGAAACGAAGCGCGCGCGGGAGACAGAGAGCUUCGGUUAUACCGCGUGUGAGCGAGUGAGCAGAAAAGUGGAGAAAGCAAAAAUUGAAGUAAUUUUAGUGCCAAUUAAAAUUAAAAGUUUGCGAGCCACAGGCGUAAUCCCAAAGCAGCAAGGCGAGGAACCGUGUAGUGUACCGAAAGGGGAAAGAUUCUUGGCACAUGGUUUCCGCUGCUGCUGGGUAGCCUGCACUUGCACCGACACUGGCACUGUCUGGUCGGUGAUAAAUUUUUCGCAAAUGCAUCCCACAAACUAGCCGACGACAACGACCAGCGAUUCGCAUCGAGUGCAAAGCGCAGUGGUGCAGCUCUAAGGAAAAAAAAAGUGACGGAUGACAAAAGCGGCGCAUCGCGUCCCGAACGACUGAGUUUCCGUGUCGCGUCAUCCAACUACCCCCGCCGGGGGCAAUUUCAAUGUGCGUCAUGCGACGGAUCCUGCCACCCUCAGCACUUGGAAUGUCCUAUUCCGCCACGCUCGCGAGUGGUGCCAGACUGUGGUGCACCGCCUGAAGAUGCGCAACCCAUAAAGCACAGAGGUGUGGGUGUUGUUCUACUUGCUUAGGGAGUGUGUGGAUUAGAAAAGAGCUAAUAUUCCGAUUGGAAAAAAUGUGUUUGUUCUGUUAGAAAACAAGAAAAAAUAGUGUCGGUGUGUGCAUCGUUUAAAUGCCCGACGCCCUCCCAGUGCAAUGUGAUGAUACCAAAAUAGGGCCAGGGAGGAAGAAAUAUAUAAGCGACAAGUGUGCUACGUAUCGGGAAAAUGACGGGGUUCUGACGGACCCAAAAAUAUCGACCGUAUUUUGUCCUAUAGGAAUGUUGCGCCAAUAAAACGCCGCAGGUGGGGUUUGUGGCUUUCCGGUUUGCCAUAAAAUGAAGUGAAUGUGUGUGCUGUAAAAAUUAUGGAAAUGUAUGAAUCGUAAAGUGAAAUAAUACCAAGAAGCAACGUAGUGUGUGCUUGUGCACGAAGAAAAUAAAGUAUCAAGAAAAGAAUUUAUUGAAGAUCAAGGAGAUUGCUAUUUUUGUCAAUCUCGUCACAAAUCUCUUGCCGAGAGCAUCCGAUCGAGGAACAGAAACAAAUCAAGCUACAACUAUGACCGAGUACGUACCGCCACAGCUAAUAACCGUGCUGAAAACCUACCAAGACAAUGCCCCCAAAGGUUUACACGGUCCUGGCCUAUCACUGGUCCAUCCCAGUAAGAGUGGAGCCAUCGGUAGCCGACCGAUGGAACGGUCCGAAACACCAGAACAUCCCGAUGAACCGGGCAACUGUUUGAUUGUCCAGCCAAUCACUGGCCCCCUGCCAAUGCCGUCACACCCGAUAAUGACCACACCGGAUCCGGAUUGUGGUGUAGUACAACUCACGGUACUCGAAGGCAAAAAGAUCGGUUGUUUUCUGCUUGGUGGCGAAAUGCGACUAUGUCUGCCCCAGAUAUUCAACAACAUUCUGAUGGAUUUUUCUGUCGAACAGAUAAACCGCAGCAUUCAGGAACUAAUGAUCUACCUGUACAAUUGCACCGAUCAGCAGCUACAGGAGUUCAAACGCGCCAACAUCAUCCCGGAAACGGCCAAAACGUGCGGUUUGAUCACCCGUACCAAUGCCGAGCGGCUGUGCAGCUACAUGCUGCACCAGGCGGAUGUGGCCCGAAACCGCAAGGGGGGAACCUUUUUCCGGGUGUACCACCGGUGUUUCGGCAAGUGUGAAGGUAUCUUCACGGCCGAACUGUACUCAUUUAAGGAGCCGGCCUGCAUCGAGUGUUGCGAGUGUCAGGGCAUGUUUUCACCGCAGAAGUUCGUCUGCCAUCAGCACGAUCGGCACGAGAACCGUACCUGUCACUGGGGUUUCAAUUCGAGUAACUGGCGUGCCUACAUCCACGUGGCACUGGAUGAGGAAAAUCGUGACGCUUAUGUGAAACUGCUGGAGGAAAUUUGGAACCAGGAACGGGAGACGGAGAUGGAGAUGGAGCUGCAACGGGAGUACUGGAUCGCUAAAAGAAAGGCAAUUGAUGAUGUCACUGCCCUGGUGACGAUCAAGACGGAACCGCUGAGUGACAUUCCACUGAAGAAGCAAAAGCUAAUCAACGAUGCCACCCUGUACCAGUGUAGCCGGCAGACCAGUUCAGCAUUUCGUCCAUGGACGCAGAAAGCACAAAAGUACGCACAACAGCAGCUUCUGCUGCAGCAUAUGGCGUACAACGGAAAUGGCCUCAUCAACGGGGUGGUAGCAGGAGCCGUCUCUCCCGGAGGAAUUCUGGGUCUCAGCCAGGAGCCCCCGUUACUUCAGAACCCGGAAAGCGUUGUACGAUUGUCGGAAAGCGAUAAGUUCGAGAGAAGUUUUCAGCCAAAUGUUGCACUUGCCCCACGAAAGACAAUUCUGUGUAAAGAACGGGAAAGGGAAAGAGAGCGUGAGCGGGAACGGGAGCGAGAGAGGUUACCAGAGAAGGAACGGUCGGUAAUCAAGUGCGAUGUACAAAUUAAGCAGGAAUGUCCACCGACGCCGCCAGCUGAGGUGAUACGAUCGGUGAUAAAGUGCGAUGUAAAAAUUAAACAGGAACGACCACCAACGCCAUUACCACCGGAAAUGUCGCCAGGUCCACGAGUACCUUCUCCGCAAUCCCCUUCACUCCCUCCAGCAGGUCCUGCACUUCUUGGUGGAUCCAUAACAGUCGUUCCGAUGCCAUAUAGUCCGGUCGCCGAUGUGGUGCACUCCGGAUCAAACGAAAUAACCUCAUCCACCUCACCUGUACCUCCUCCGGUCAACAUGACCACCAUAAACGGUUGCAUCUCAGAAAAACCAAAGCUGUUGGUCAAAGAACAGAUCAGUCCUCCCUCGCCCCGUCGAACACCCGGACUGCUGAAUGAGGAACUGCAUCAUCAUCGAUCUCAUCAAACGUCGGCCGUGAUUUUGACAAACGGUAGUGGCCCAGUUUCAGUUCCAGGACCGCCUAUCAUGGGCAAUCCUGAGUUUGAGCUGUCUACUGACACGGACGAUGAUAGUUUAGCAGGAGAACCUGAUAGUAGUAAUAACUCGAUGGCCCCUCUGGAAAUUAUAGGAGAAGUGAUGAAAGACGUGGCUCAUGAGACUCGAGAACAGAUACUGAACAUCUUCAAACUGCUGAUACAAGAAACCGCACAAAUUCGAAACGAACAGUUACGGCUAUUGGCAGAGCACAAGCAAAAAGAUGAUUUGCUGGCAGAACUCCAGCGUGACAGGGACAGUUUGCAGCAACAAGUGCAGCAACUUCAGCAGCAGCUGAAUCGAUCUCUCAUAAAAAUUGCUACAUCGGAAGCAAACGCCAUCCAAAUGCAAAAGCAGCACCAACAAGAAUUGGCCACAGUCAGUGCGAUUGCUAACACCAGCUCCUCCCACGCAUCUACUGCACUAUCACCACCUCUCUCAUUAGCUUCCAACAGCAGCAACAGCCAAAUUGUGAUCGAAAAGAUCGAACGACGAAACAGUUUUCCGCAAAAAUCCGAUGUUAUCAUGAAGCCGCUGAAAAAAUCUCUUCGUCGUAGUCCGGAAGAUUCGGUGCUUAUGUUGCAGUCUCCACCACCGCCUCCUCCUCCACUACCACCACCACCCCCACCGCCACCGCCGCCAUCAUCAUCAAUAGCCCUGUCGAUUCCAGUUAGUCUAUCAAUUACUGCAUCCAGUUUGCGAAUCCCGGAACCGACCGGUGAAGAUGAUGACAAACUUUCAGCGCACAAUCAGCAAUCACCAGUGGCGACCUCCCUUCCGACCAACAAUUGUGGAGUAAUAACAUCCCCGUUGCCUCGAUCACCAUCCAGGCCACCAUCGACUGCUUCGACGGCAUCCAACGGAUCCACGAAUUCGUCAUCGGCGGUAGGGCUGGAAAACGGCUCCGGCGUUACGCCGGUCAGCCCGGCGAGCAAGGAGAUCAUCAAAAGUGCUAAUAACUGAUAGUUCAUCAUUUACCUUUGCUAAAAGGGAUGUUACGCUCGAGAUUGGGAGCAACGCGUUGCUAGCAUAGAAUACGCUCUCUUCGCUUAGCGAGUCGCUCCCGGAUGGUAUCCCAGACAGAGAACGUACCAAAGCCAUCCUUAAACCAGUUGGAUCCGUACUCAUUUAUCAUUUAUUAUUAUUUUUAAAAGGUGUCAUCUUGAUGAUACACCGUGCAUUGAAAAGUAGAACUUUUAAGCUUCAUUGUCGAUAUUUUUCCCACCAAAUAAUUUGGCUUCAUUUAUUUAUAGACACCGUUACGAGCCGCAUGCUAAUUAAGAUUAGAACAUUAGCGAAUAAGGAAACAAAAAACAAAUUGACGGGCAAACGCAUGAUAGUGGUUAAACGAGUCUUAUUCGCUACGUCAGUUAUCGUAACUGUUUGUGAAAAAGAAGUAGAAAGAAACAUCAAGGAGAAUGUUGAGUCUGUAAUUUGAAACCGAAGCAAACUGUAUUUGCAAAAUUAAUACAAGUAAAAGGCGAAAAAAGUACUCAGUAAUUAUUUUAACCACUAAGUGGUUUUCAAAGUCUUGCGUAGUGACUUGUAAAAAGGUGUAACAAAUAUUUCAUUCGUGAGUUUAGAUCGAAAGGGUCAAAUAAAGUAAAUGCGUUGGCAAGCAAGCGUCAGCUCUAACGAAUUCAUUGUGUUUGAACCUAGAUUUCAAAAUGACAAUACAUUUGGAAUGCAUCUGACGGUACUUCAAACGUUACAUAUAUUUAGUGUCUAACGUCAAUAAACUAUUUGACAAGGCCAAUCAAAUGUCUAGCAUGUGUGGGCAACAAUAACAAUAAACGAUUGAUAUUUGUUCAUAGCAUCUCAGGUCUCAUUUUCGAUAUUUUAAAAAUUUUGAACGAUACUGGAUUGUGUGUGUUGUAAACAAAAAAACCCGUUUUUCUGAGCUACCGGAUAACGUGCAUUACAAAUUAUUGUUUAUUUUGAAUCGCCUCAAAUAUACUACUACUCAUAAAGCUUGGUAAAAGAACUCACUAUCUUAAGUAUUUUGUAUUCUUUCAAAACAUCUUUUUCGUUAUAGUGGUCAGUUAAAAACACUUCUUUAUAAACUGGUAACUUUAACUAUACAGUCUGUAUAAAAGCUAAGUACACUACCCUUAUCUAGUAUAAGUUAUUCUAGCACCUACAGUCUGCACUUUUUCUGUUGGUUUUUUAAACAGAAAAAAUGUAAAAAUUCGUUUCCUUAAAUAUUUGCCACGACAAUGGCAUUCAAAAUGCCUCUAAGUUAAAAAAAACGAAAUAAAACAAUCGAAAAACAUGAAAAAAAGAAACAUAAAUUGCAAUCGCUAAGAAAAAAAGUGCUCACCUUUAGAGUUUGGUUUCAAAAAUCAAACGUCGAACUCCUUAUUUAAAAUAUACUACACUGCUACCAUGUAUAAACAUAACUUUUGUCGACGAGCUUUCGGAAGCACCGCCAU
Molecule: messenger RNA, 6282 nt
Organism: Topomyia yanbarensis
Lineage: Eukaryota; Metazoa; Arthropoda; Insecta; Diptera; Culicidae
Gene: Snoo
Product: formin-1
Exons: 3
Coding region: 1985-4813 (942 amino acids)
Biological process (GO): negative regulation of BMP signaling pathway
Cellular component (GO): nucleus
Molecular function (GO): RNA polymerase II cis-regulatory region sequence-specific DNA binding; SMAD binding; DNA-binding transcription factor activity, RNA polymerase II-specific
Source: RefSeq, a predicted model, not a curated record